This is a messenger RNA of Homarus americanus (American lobster), 3710 nucleotides long. RefSeq lists its product as uncharacterized. Lineage: Eukaryota; Metazoa; Arthropoda; Malacostraca; Decapoda; Nephropidae. The record is from RefSeq and is a predicted model, not a curated record. Bases 1140 to 1703 code for a protein of 187 amino acids. The transcript is spliced from 6 exons.
UCGUGCGUCAGUUCCCUGUGGGCCACCGUCUCGUGUGCACGUGUACGACUCCGUGUCUACUUACGUCCACUCCCACCUGUGUUAAUACCUGUACGUCAACAACUAUCACCACUACUACAACUACCACUACUGUUGCUACUACCACUACAAUUUGUAUCAGUAUUACAUCUACGCGAUUACUAUUGCUAUUACAACUACUACUACCACCACCACCAUAGCAACUACUAAUACUAGUACCAAUACCGACACUACAACUAUUCCUCUACUACUAUCACCAUUAUCAUCACUACUACACCGACGCUGCUACUAUAACUAACACAAUUACCAUCAAUACCAUUUCUACUAACACUACUACCACCACAAGUCCUACCACCACCACUACCACAAUUAUUAACAGUACUGACACCACUGUACCGUUACUACCACCACUACUACCACUACCACCAAGCAACAUUUCCACCAUCUGCAACCAUAACAACCACAACCACAACCCGGAUAAGAGAUAAUCAAUAAUAACAAAAAUAAUAAAUAAUAAUAAUAAAUAAUAACAAUAAAAGAUAAAAAGGCGCGGGAAAAAACGUAAACAAACGGACCAACGAUAAACAAAACAUGAAGUAAACGUGUUUUUCGUUGUUGUUUUUUAACGAGUGAGGAAUGAAAGACCAAACGAGAAUAAAGAAGCAAUAAAGCAAACGGUAGAAUAAAUUUAUCACCAAGAGGAGGAGAAUAAAGAAGAAAAAGAAAAAAAAAGAUAAUUUAGUUUACAAAAGAUAGAAAUUAUUAAGUUUACUUCAGACACCACGGAGGAACACAAGAGGAGGCGCAACUCUCUGAAGGAACAGAUGUAAUGGUCGUCAGCCCAGCUCCUUCACCACCAUGGCUACCGCUCUCUUCUCCCUCCCUGCCCAACCUCUCCAUGCCCUCCCUACUGCCCCCACGCAUACCCACCAGCCCCAAGAGCCCUCCGAGGAUCACCACCAUGCCCACACGGGGGAGCAUGGGCGCCUUGCCCCGAGGCCGCCCAUGGAGAUACGGGCGUGGGUACGGGCGUCGAUUUGGGUACUCUCACCGGACGAAGGAUUACGCUUAAACCCAGAAGGACUCUGUCCCUCUCCCCUACACCAGCACGUACGGGGGAUAUGUCCAUGGGCAGGAACCUGAGAGCUGCCCGCUGUUUGGACUUCACGGACAAGGACGAUGAUGACGGCCUUUACCAGCCCUCAGACUCUGAUACUGAGGCCACCAAGAAGAAGGGAGAGACGGUAGAUGAGGAGAAUAACAACACAACUAGUGGCAACAACAUCAAAGCAAAACACAGACGAGGCACUGUUAGUGGCAUCAUCGGUGCUCUGGGUGGCAGCACCACCAGUGCCGGGGGCGUCCUCCGCAGGACCUCUGUAUCUGUCAAACGGCCACUAGACAUCGUCCUCCCCUGUCAGGAGAUCCAGUACCUCGACAUCUCCUACCAGAAGGUGGGCAGAGUGAUGCUUCUCAUCCCGCAGGUUCAGUACAGUCCCAUUCCUCGGAAGAAAAUAGCAUACCACCACGUGCCAUACAACCCCAUACCGUAUUGUGAGGUUCCUUACUGCGGCACUGGGGAGCGACCCAUCAAGAGAAAGCCACUCCAAAGGUCACACUCCAUCGCCAUUGCUGACUUGCGAGAACCAGAGGACUGUGAAUGGACGUCGUAUAAGUUAAGGUGAAGUAGUUUGUUCGUGACUGGAGACGGCCUGGGUGACAAGAAUUUCAAGCAGGACCUUCAAGGAAACAUUGGAUGGAGUGGAGAAGACAAGACCGGAUGUUCUCAUUUUCUGCACUGUGUAGGCCUCAACGGGAGGCUAGGAACUGGAGGAUGUUCCACACCGGCUUCAACUUUCAGAGGAGUGGAGGUCGCGUGACCUGGAACAACAGAAAAUAUAAUGUGAGGCGGACAAAAGAGUUCCACACAUGUGGCCGAGCAUGUGUCAUGGACGAAUACAGAGAAGUGUUGUUUAGUGAGGCAGAGUUUGGGUUCAUCCGGACUGUCUUGAGAUGACAGAGUAAGUGUUUGGACUGUGAAGGAGUGUUUGGUGCUUAUAAAAAGAUAUUAGUGAGAAAAAACUAUAACCGAUUUACUAGGAAGUGUGCUUAUUAUUAUUAUCAUCACUACUACGAUGUCUUGUUGCUGAAAUACAAAACAGGAAAUCAUUGAAUUUUUAUUUUUUUUAUAACAUUUGUGCACUUUUUGCAUCAGCAAUGUGAAGUUAUAUAGACAUUUGCACGCUUACCGCUUCUAAUGUGAGUGAACUAAGAGACAUAGACCCGGGUGUUCUGACUUAGUUUUUAUAACAUAUAACAAAUGCGUGAUUCACAGUGCUAUAAGUAGGAUUUAUAUGUGUGACUGUUACCAGUUUUUACAUUGUGUGUACAUGACUGUGUUGUAAAGUUGUAUAAUUUUUCAAAGUAUCUUUUAUAUGUUUCUUAGUGAACUUAUUUUUAUUAUUAUUUACCAUUGUCUCUCUUCCCUCAUCUUAAUUUACCUUUUUUUUUUCUUUUUUUUUUUUAGAUUAUAUAUGUUUCUUGUGUACUGUUUUCACAAUAUAUAAUUUUUCAGCAUGAGAACAACAGUUACUGUUGUCUGAUGGUUAUGUUUUAAACUUUACUGAAAUUUAGAAUCUUUAUCAGAGAAUUUCUAAUACAGUACAGUACUGCCGUGCCCUUCUACACCGACUUUCCCUCUGGCUUCUCACCGAACUUGCAUUACAGUACAGUACCUUCAUAAUAAUUAUCAUGUACUAUUUAUGUAUGACAGGUUUUUAUAUUUUUGUGAUGUGAUUUUUUUUUUAUACCAAAUGACCCGAGAUGAUUUGUUGUGACAAACAUAGAAUGAGAGGAAUGACCCAGAACAUGUUGAGAGCAAGUCCCAGUGUUAUGAUGUGUGAGGUUUGAAAGCUGUGUACUAUUGGAAAAGAACAUGGCCUGGGUUAUGGGUAUUUUGUGGUGAGAAUCAGAAAAUAUGUGACCCUUAAAGUGAUGUAUUACAAAUGAGGCAUUUUUUUUUUUACCAAGAUGGAGGAAACCCGUGGCACAGAACGUCUGUCAUAAAGAGGAUGAUAUAUUAGUUUUAACCAAUGCCUUGUUUAUCCUGGACCAGUGAACCAAAAACUUGAAUCUUCCACCAUCUUGGGUACUUGAACACUCAUGUUUAGAACUUUGAAAUAUCCUCGAGUCAAGUUAUUGGUGUUCAACUGCUCGAAAAACCUAUGGGGAUAUGUGUAUACUGUACUGUACUGUACUGUGCUUGGAUCAGUUUGCCAAGGAGACUUGUGACCUCCAGUUAGUCAGUCAGUCCUGAGAUAAACAAAGCAUUGGCUGAAUAUCUAUGUAACAGUCUAGGCCUUUGUUCUCAAUAUAUUUCAGUACAGAUAUAUUCCACUACCAAAGUCCACACAACCCUUUAUUAUACAGUAUAUAGUUUAUGUAUAUUUUUUUCCGGGACCAUUGAUUUCUCUUCUCCAUUUUUUAUAGACAUGUCCACCUCAGGAAUUUAUGAGUAAGUAACAGCAUUGUUCAAGUGUAACAUUAUUAUUACUGUAUUAUUUUUCUCCCCAAACUUACAUCAUUUCAAAAGGGCGACCGUCAGAGAGGGACGGUGGUCAGGGUGUCGGCACAGAGGCCAGUCGAUGCCACGAGUCAUUCAUCUAGUUGUGUAAUUAUAUGUUGUAUAUGAA